AUGUCAUCUCUUUCUUUAAUCUCAACAAAAGAGCGUACUAUCAGGCUUCAUCCUUCUUUACCUCCUAUUUUAAUUCGUUUAAUUUUAUUACGUCCUUCAACUUCUUUGAUAUUUAUUCUUAAUUUCCUUGAAAAACCUCUUUUUGGCUCUUUGUCUCUUAGUAUUUGGACAAAAGAUAAAGGUGCUUCCUCAACUUCCUUAAGAACCACCAAUAUUCAUUCUAUUUCUCAACAAUUAUCUUGUUUAUUAGCUAAACGGUUUGCUCGACAGUGUUAUGUCGCUACACCAUUGGAAGCAGAAUGGACAGUGGAAUAUAUGGAAUGUAUUUUAAAUACAUGCAUUGAACUUGUGAAAGAAGAACAAUGUUAAAUAUUGGAUAAUGGUUAUAUAUAUGCGUGAAAUUAAUGGUUAUUUAUAGAAAUUAUAAACAGAUGGAAGUAAUAUUACUUAUUUGACAUAUAAUAAAAUAU
Messenger RNA from Pneumocystis murina B123, 470 nucleotides. RefSeq lists its product as hypothetical. The record is from RefSeq and is a predicted model, not a curated record. Lineage: Eukaryota; Fungi; Ascomycota; Pneumocystomycetes; Pneumocystales; Pneumocystaceae. Gene Ontology annotation, biological process: proteasome assembly. The coding region runs from base 1 to 369 and encodes 122 amino acids. The transcript has 2 exons.